UUAGUCCGGUUAAAUUCAGUCACAGGAGCUUUGCGUCGGAGAGGUCGUACUUAAGAGAACAGACAGAUCAGAAGUAGACUACAUAUUGCCUUUAAAAUAUCACCUGCACUCAAGCGAAACUCAGAGAUACGCAACUUUAUCACAUUGCUGUGAAACUUGAUCUACACGGUUCCAAAUGUCAGCACGUGACGCAACCUGCGUUUGAGAACACAUGGAAUACGAUGUGAGAGGACAAACAAUUUAACAAUGUAAAUAUUUAUAUUGAUGGGUACUGAAUAAAAUGGAUGGGCGUCCAUUUGUUAUUUUUGAUUCGGAGGAACUUUGAUUCUGAUGGACACAAGACGAUACUGCAGGUGACAGGUCUGCUAUUGGACGGGUGACUCUUCCACCCCCCCUUCACUCCACCACCACCCUGCCAGCCACGUAGACCCCCCCCCCCCAGCGUCUCAGCCUGCACCCAUGUAUCAGGAAGUGGCCUUCCUCGCGGGAAGCACCGAACACCAGUUCACCACCUUCCACUUCAAGCACCCCAAGAACCUGCACGAGAUCACCACCAACAAGGGCGUCUUCUACAAGAGGGCCAAGCUCCUGGACCGGGAUGAGGACUUAUACCGGGUCCCGUCCCACGCAGACGCCUGCCGUGCUGGCGGCUCGGCCAUCAUCAACGUGGGGGGCAUCAAGUACCGCAUACCCUGGAGCACCCUGGACGAGUUCCCCCUCAGCCGGCUGGGCAGGCUGAAGACCUGCCACAACCACGAGGAGAUCAUGGACGUGUGCGACGACUACGACGUCAGCCGGAACGAGUUCUUCUUCGACCGCAGCCCCGGUGCCUUCCGCACCAUCGUCAGCUUCCUGGCGGCGGGGAAGCUCCGCCUCCUGCGGGAGAUGUGCGCCCUGUCCUUCCAGGAGGAGCUGCUGUACUGGGGGGUGGAGGAGAGCAGCCUGGAGUGGUGCUGCCUUCGCAAGCUGCGUCUCCGGCAGGAGGAGGUGCGAGAGGCGCAGCGGGAGGAGGCCGAGCUGUCGUCCCUGCCCAGCGACGAGCGGGAGCCCAGCGCGUGUUCUGACGAGGGCCAGGCCUCGGGCUGCAUGCACCGCCUCAGGGACAUGGUGGAGAACCCCCACUCGGGGCUCCCCGGGAAGAUCUUCGCCUGCCUGUCCGUCAUCUUUGUGGUCAUCACUGCCGUUACCCUCUGCGUCAGCACCAUGCCGGACCUGCGGGCUGAGGAGGAGAGCGGCAAGUGCACCCAGAGAUGCCACAACAUCUUCGUGCUGGAGACGGUGUGCGUGGGCUGGUUCUCCCUGGAGUUCCUGCUGCGCUUCAUCCAGACGCCGAGCAAGUGUCACUUCCUGCGCACCCCGCUCAACAUCAUCGACAUGGUGGCCAUCUUGCCCUACUACAUCACGCUCAUAGUGGACUCGCUGUCCAUGCGCGAGAAGCCGGCCGGCUCGGGCAACAGCUACCUGGAGAAGGUGGGGCUAGUUCUGCGGGUGCUGCGGGCGUUGCGGAUCUUUUACGUGAUGCGGCUGGCCCGGCACUCACUGGGCCUGCAGACGCUGGGGCUGACGGUACGCCGCUGCACGCGCGAGUUUGGCCUGCUCCUCCUCUUCCUCUGCGUGGCCAUGGCCCUCUUCGCCCCCCUGGUCUUCUUGGCGGAGAGCGAGAUGGGCGACAAGCAGGCCUUCACCAGCAUCCCAGGGAGCUACUGGUGGGCCGUCAUCUCCAUGACCACGGUGGGCUACGGCGACAUGGUGCCGCGGAGCAUUCCGGGCCAGGUGGUGGCACUGAGCAGCAUCCUGAGCGGGAUCCUGCUCAUGGCCUUCCCCGUCACGUCCAUCUUCCACACCUUCUCGCGCUCCUACCUGGAGCUCAAGGAGGAGCAGUAUCGGGCGUCCAGGCAGAAGCCUGACUCGCAGGACAGCACCAAGUCCCAGAAUAGCGAGGACUCCCAGGAGAUGGACCACUCCUACGCGCUGGAGGCCACUGCCCACAGGAAGUCGGUAGCUGUAGCGACGCAGAAAGCCCUGGAAAGAAGGAGACCCCUGAAGACCUAAUGCCAAACCCUGCCUACAGCCCCACAUGGGGGGGGGGGGAGGUUUUGGGUUUGCAUCGAAGGUGUCGCUGCUUUGGGGGGCUGGUUCUCGGCACCUUGCGCUGUAUAGCCGUUUGGCCAAGCUUUCACACAAAAAAGCGUGUAGAACUUAUGUGGAAAAGGAGCUUUCCCUAAGACAGAGGAAAAAUUAUUUUUACAGAUCUUACAGUUGAAUCAUUUAGGGAUAUAUGGAAAAUGCCUAUCGUUUAAAUGUUUAUGCAGAAGUACGACUAGAUAGCACAGCGAAGAGCAUUGAGAAAAAACAAAUAUUCACUCUGCUGCUUUUUAGAAAUCUAUUAUGAGGAAAAAUUUCAUUUUGGUAUGUCUACAAUGAACUGCAAUAAUGGAUCAGUUCUGCAAUGAACUGUAUACAAUUGAAAUAUUUACGUUUUCUGUAUGGUUUGCUUCUAGAUUCUAGACUCAGGUACAGCUGGUUUUAAUAAAUGUAAUGAACAUGGAAAAUAUGUCCUCUUGUGUAUUACAGUGUACAACCUUAAUAUUUCUAUUGUUACACAUGAAAUGUCUAAUAUUGGCUGACAAUGAGACCAGAAGUCUC
Conger conger (European conger) is the source of this 2646-nucleotide messenger RNA. It is a transcript of the gene kcng2, whose product is annotated as potassium voltage-gated channel, subfamily G, member 2. Gene Ontology annotation, biological process: potassium ion transmembrane transport; protein homooligomerization. The record is from RefSeq and is a predicted model, not a curated record. Gene Ontology annotation, cellular component: voltage-gated potassium channel complex; membrane. Lineage: Eukaryota; Metazoa; Chordata; Actinopteri; Anguilliformes; Congridae. Gene Ontology annotation, molecular function: voltage-gated potassium channel activity. The coding region runs from base 460 to 2052 and encodes 530 amino acids. The transcript has 3 exons.